CCUACAUGAGAGCGCACGUGCGUGUAUCGAGUGCCAGUGUGAACAACCCAAAAUCAAAACGAAGCGUCAGAGAAAGUAAGGGGCAGGUCUGAGCAGUAAACCAUGACGCUCUUAUGUCAUCCCACGACUCUGGCGCUCGCGUUCCGGGUGUCUACUCAACUACUCAUACUCACUGCAAUAGGUUCGUCUCUUGUAGUUGCGGCUGCGUCGACAACUACAUCACAUUCGCAGAGCACAAUCGCAGAUGCUGACGAGACCCACCCCCGUGGACAAUUCGAUGAACCGACGGGGAACUACGUCCAUGAUCACAGACAGCGAGCAAGCUCCACCCCCAAUGGUCGUGUAGCACCUUCCCAUGGCAGGACUCGCACACUAGGCACAGCUCCCGACGCUACACCAGCUUCCGACACAACACCCUCCUCUGCGCUCCAGCUCCAGUCGGAGGCCGGUGCCAAGACGAAGGAGGAGCUGACCAAGUUGGUGGACAAGCAGGACAAGGAAUUUCGCGACGGUUUGAAGAAAUCCAUUGACCUCGUGAAGGCCAGCGAGGAGGCCCGCGACGGGCUGGGCGCCGAGGUCGGACUGUACGUGCGGCUCGCCGACGUGCUUCGGACAGAGCUGCUGGAAUUUGUGUCCGAGGGAAGGCGAGACUUGUUCCGAAUGGAAGAAUCCUUGACACUGUUCUCCAAGCACAUCGAACGGCAUAUGGACCGGAAUUUUUACGAACCGCCAGCAAAUUACGGCGAGUUCUUCUUCCCUAGGUUCGGGGGAGACAGCUAGUUUUGAUGUGACGCAAGGCUGUAGUGCCUGUGCCUCCUCCUCCUGUCUGUGUUGGGGCAGAAUCUUUUCAGUAUUUCAUUAUCUGGAAGAGAACGACCUUGAUGCUUUUGCUCAUGCAGCUUGGAUUAUUCCGACUAGGUUUUCGCAACAAAUUUAUAUUUAAGUAACCUGCUCAUCGUUCUGUCAUCUCGGUGUUCAAAAGCAAAACAGUGAUAAGAUUCUUG
Amoebophrya sp. A120 is the source of this 1004-nucleotide messenger RNA. Lineage: Eukaryota; Dinophyceae; Syndiniales; Amoebophryaceae. The record is from the annotation of a GenBank genome assembly.